Messenger RNA from Linderina pennispora, 1626 nucleotides. Its product is annotated as RNI-like protein. The transcript has 2 exons. NCBI's taxonomy places the organism in Eukaryota, Fungi, Kickxellomycota, Kickxellomycetes, Kickxellales, Kickxellaceae. The coding region runs from base 1 to 1626 and encodes 541 amino acids. The record is from RefSeq and is a predicted model, not a curated record.
AUGGAUGGUCGUGCAGACAUGAGCAUGCGCACAGCACCUAGCAUGGACUUUGAGCGCUCAACCUCGGUGGUACCACCGCUGAGCCAGGAGCGGAUAACAUCGACCGAGUUCUGGACAAACUUUGCCCUGGAGCUCGACCCGUCGAAGCUACGGCGAAUCCGCUUCUCAAUGCCCCUGAUUGUCACUGAAUUCGACCCCGAGACUGCCCGCGUAUGCGACCGAAACGAGGACUCGGCGCGCACAGUGGUUGAAACCACCGACGGCAUUCUGAAGAACGGCCACCGCGAGGGCCGCGAGAUCGCAAAGGACGCGACACUGAUUGUGGCCUCGCCUGCCGAUGACGACGACGACGGCUGCGAGACGCGCAAUAGUGCCGACAGCGAACAGAGUUUGGCUAGGGCUCGGACCAGCUCUGACGCCAGGCGGGAUUCCAUCGUCCAGCCCAUCCAGUGGGAUGUCAGCGCCCUUACCCGCCGCCAGUACCGCGUCCAGGAGGUCUGGGAGCUGUACGAGCGCACGUGCAAGUCGCUGGAUGUCGACCCAUUGCCCCCAUUCGCCGACAUUCUGCAGACGCAUAUGCGCAAGGAACAGACCCUCGGCAGUCUGGACCUGUCGGGCUGCCAGCUGGACGGCGUGCACAUGAAGUGCUUUGCAGAUAUCCUUGACCUGAACUUUGGUUUGGUCAAGCUGGAGCUCAGCCACUGCAGCAUCGAUGACGACGCAGCGCGGCUGCUCGUCUACAGCCUGCUGUGCAACGACAGCGUGCGGUACCUGGGCCUGUCCAACAACUCGCGGCUGCGCAGCGACGGCAUCCGCUACAUCUCGAUUCUGAUUCGCCACAGCAAGCAGCUGCAGGUGCUGGACAUCUCGGGCAUUGCCAUCCGCAAGAAGAGCGCCGGCUAUCUGGCGGCCGCACUAGCAGGGCUCGGCAGCAACUGGACAGUUGGACGCGGAUCCAUGCGCAAAAAGACAUCCAUGUGCGAGCAGAUCAGCCUGAAGGCGCUGCGGAUGAACAGCUGCGGGAUCAAGCCGGCGGCGCUGGCAAUUCUGGCCUCGGGCGUGCGCUUGUCGCCGCUGCAGCACCUGUCGCUGCGGCUCAACUCGCUGACGUCGAGUGCUGGCCCGAUCCUGCGCGAAAUGCUCUACGGCGACCCGCCCCAGCUGGCUGCAGCGGCGAGCACGCAGAACCCGGUAGCACGCGUAGCCAUGACGCCCAAGCGGCCCAUCAGCAUCUCCCUGCACGGCCUGUCGGAUGCCCAGCACUACCACGACCCGAGCUCCUCGCCGUACAUAAUCGGCGUGGCCGACACCCCGCGGACUGUCGCAGCUGCGAUCGCUGGAUCUGUCGCAGAACGAGCUGGGUCGCGGCAUGAUGGAUCUGGCCGAGGGCCUGCUGUGGAACACGAAUCUGAAGAGCCUGGUGUUGCGGCAGAACAAGCUGCAGCCAAGCAUCCUGAGCUCGUUCAUCGAGUGCCUGGGCGUCAACACAGGGCUGGCCUACCUCGACCUCAGCCGCAACCCGGUCUGCGGGCCCAGCACGCUGGGCAUCGAGGCCCUGUCACAGGUCAUGGCACGCAACCGCUCGCUGCGUGGGCUGUUCAUGUCAACCACAGGCAUGACCUCUGA